Molecule: messenger RNA, 3932 nt
Organism: Pristis pectinata (smalltooth sawfish)
Lineage: Eukaryota; Metazoa; Chordata; Chondrichthyes; Rhinopristiformes; Pristidae
Gene: esr2a
Product: estrogen receptor 2a
Exons: 9
Coding region: 111-1835 (574 amino acids)
Biological process (GO): regulation of DNA-templated transcription; cellular response to estradiol stimulus; estrogen receptor signaling pathway
Cellular component (GO): nucleus
Molecular function (GO): nuclear estrogen receptor activity; sequence-specific DNA binding; zinc ion binding
Source: RefSeq, a predicted model, not a curated record
CGGAGCGGAGCCGACAGUCGCUCGGGGUCCGCUCGCCACCCGCACCGUCCUCGGGCAGCACCGCGGCACCCGGGGCGCAGCGGGACGGACGGACGGACGGGCGGGCGGGCAUGGAGCGGGAGCGGGAGGAGGAGGAGGCGGGGAGACGCGAGAAGACGCAAUGGUUCUUUGAGCGGCGAUCUCCCAACAAGUUCCUACUGCGCGGGGGCUGUGGGGCAGGCAUGGCCUCUUCCCCAACAAAGGAGUCUCCGCAGCUGCCCGAAAGGCAAGAAUUCAGGGCCGAGGCGGUGGACGGUGACAUGAAGAACUCCCCCCCGGAGUCACAGCCACAGUACAGCAGCAUGCUGCCCAGUCUGGGUGAACACGGCACUGUCUGCAUCCCUACGCCGUACAUGGAGAACAGGCACGAAUUUCCCACACUGGCGUUCUACAGCCCAUCCAUCCUGGGUUACAGUGUGCCCAGCGAGGCUAGUGGGACUGACAGCACCUUCGUGAGGCAAAGUUUGAGUCCCUCAGUAUAUUGGUCCUCCUCUGGACACAUGUCUCCCCUCACCCUCCACUGCCAGCAGCCCAUCAUGUACACGGAUCCUCCUCAGAGUCCCUGGUGUGAUCCAAGACCAGGGGAACAACAACUGCCCAACAGGGAAGGUUUGAAGAAGAAGCUGUCAUCGCCGGGCUCGGCCAACGGCGUGUGCAAUAGGCGCGAUGCACACUUCUGCGCCGUCUGCAACGACUUUGCCUCUGGAUAUCACUAUGGAGUCUGGUCCUGUGAGGGGUGCAAGGCUUUCUUCAAACGGAGCAUCCAAGGACACAACGCCUACAUCUGCCCGGCCACAAACCAGUGCACCAUAGACAAGAACCGGCGGAAAAGCUGCCAAGCCUGCAGGCUGCGCAAGUGUUAUGAAGUCGGGAUGAUGAAGUCAGACACUCGGAGAGACCGCUGCAGCUACCGACUGACGCGGCAGGGCCGACUGACCGGAGUGCAGCAACAGGCGGGCAGCAAGAUGCGGAGGGCAGUGGAGGACAUCCCGGUCAACAGCAGCUGCCUGGGCCAGCUGGCUCCCGAGAAACUGCUGAGCUCCCUGCUGGAGGCCGAACCACCCAACAUCUACUCGCUGAAUCACCCCAACAAACCCUUCACCGAGGCCUCCAUGAUGAUGUCACUGACCAAUCUGGCAGACCGCGAGCUCGUUCACAUGAUAGCCUGGGCCAAGAAAGUCCCAGGCUUUGUCGAGCUGGAUCUCCAUGACCAGGUGCAGCUGUUGGAGUGCUGCUGGCUGGAGGUUCUCAUGGUGGGGCUGAUGUGGCGAUCCAUCAACUACCCCGGAAAGCUGCUGUUCGCUCCUGACCUCAUCCUGGACAGGGACGAGGGGCAGUGUGUGGAAGGAAUCCUGGAGAUCUUCGACAUGUUACUGGCAGCAACCUCGAGGUUCCGUGAGCUGAAGCUUCAACACGACGAGUAUCUCUGCCUGAAGGCCAUGGUUUUGCUCAAUUCCAGCAUGUUUCCGCGCUCCGGUGUCUCGGAGGAGCAGGAGAACCGGGAGAAGCUGCACAAGAUCCUGGACACAAUCACGGACACACUGAUCUGGUGCAUGUCCCGCAGUGGGGUCCCGCCUCAGCAACAGGCCACACGGCUGGCCCACCUCCUCAUGCUGCUCUCACACAUCCGGCAUGCCAGUAACAAAGGCAUGGAGCACCUGUACACCAUGAAAUGUAAGAACGUGGUCCCCUUCUACGACCUGUUGCUGGAGAUGUUGGACGCCCACGUCAUCUACAGCUACCGGAAGCCUCCCGAGGAGCACGACUGCGGACACUCGAAGGGUGACAACCUCUGAUCUCUGGCCCUGCGACUCCCUCCCCCUCCCCCCACGCCCCGACCCCCAACUGGAAAAACCUCGGCCCCACCUCUGACGCGUUCCCUCGGCAGGAGGGAACGGAGGCACCAGCAGGGGGGCAGUGAGGUGGGACGGAUGGAGGCGGCUGGGGGGGUGGUUUGUGAGGGAGCUGGGCGGUGAGCACAGCCGCAACACCCCAAUACCCUCUCCCCCAACCUCCUCCAGCCCAACCCCACAGGCCCCUCUUCCCAAAGUUGCCCAAUGGCUGGUUUUCCUUCCAACUGCCCCCCAACCCCCCAGGUUUCUAAACCCCCCUCCCCAGUGGCCAGGACUGGGGCAAGUAGCAGUGACUCAGAUAUCCCGUCAGCUCCAUAACCCAAUCAACUGGCCCGGUGCCCAACAGGGCAAUGGUGGGAUGCUCCUGCCCCUGUCUGCUGUGGUGCAAGGGGCAAGGACCAGGGACAAGGGUGAGGGGUAAGGGGCAAGAAGCAAGGGGCGAGGCCAAGGGACGACGAGGGGUAAGGAGAGAGGGGCAAGGACGGGUGAGGGGCAAGGACGAGGGGUGAGGGUCCUCAAGCAGCCACAAGUUCCUCAUUGCCCACCCUGCGAUAGACGCCACCCCCAGGGGCGGCUCAGGGAACGCUCUUGAACAGCAUGAAGGGGACGGGCAGAAAGGCCUGUGGCUGUGCUGUAUGCCACCAGGGAGGUGCAGGCUGAUCCUGCGCUCCCUGACCCCUACCCCCCACCCUCCACCCUCCGUUACUGGGAAGGACACCAUGUGGCUCUGUGCGAUCCCAGGGGGGGGCUCCCACCCGGUUGUUCUCGGGGUGGGGGGGGCCAUCCAGUAGUGUGACCCCCACCCUGCUUGUAGCCCCGUGUUCCAGCCUCGGCAGAGGGCAGGGGGAUGGACCUCCCGAGGGUGCAGAGUGAGCUGCUGAGCCACCCCCCGGGGGCCCUCAGCCCCCACCCCCCACCCCCUCCCCCUCUCUCAACCCCAUCCCACCCCACCCCACCCAUAUCCCCCAUCCCCUCCCUCACCCCACCCCCUACCUCCCCCCAUCCCCUUCCCCCUCCCCCCCCCAUCACCCUCCCCCCACCCCCCCAUCAAUGUCCACAAUCCUCUCACACAAAACGUUCCUCUGGCCUUGCUUUUACGUAUUAUAUUUUUGAUAGUUUCUUGUCACGACAUAAAAGGAGGCCAUUCGACCCCUCAAGCCUAUGCCGGCUGGCAGAACCUUCCUGUCAAUUCCUUUCCCCCACUCACUUCACUGUGACCCACAUCCCCAUCAACCCCCACCCCCAGAUUCUGCCCUCACCCACACCUCAGGGGGGCGAUUUACAGCGGCCGAUUAACCCACCGACGCCACACGUCGUUGGGACGUGGGAGGGAACCGGAGCCCCCGGGGGGGGGGGGGGAUCCCACAGGGAGAGCGUGCGAACUCCACACAGACAGCGCCGGAGGUCGGGAUCGAACCCGGGUCUCUGGGGCCGUGAGGCAGCGGCUCACCCACUGCACCGCUGCCCAAGUAGCUGCAGAGGGGAGCUGGAUAUGUCCCUGAGGAGUGUGUAGGGCUGGGGGGGUGGGUGGGGGGGGGAGAGGGUGGGGGAGGGGGGCUCGCUCGGGCACAGAGCUAGUAUGGACUCUGUGGACCGAAUGGCUGCAUUCUGUGACUGUGACGGCAGGCGAGUGGGUCUGGGGGGUCAGUCAGCCAAGGCUCAGUGGGUGAAGGAGCAGGGUCCAGGAGCCGAGGGGCCUGACCCGUUCCCGAGAUCCGGAGAAGUGCCUGAGGUCAACCAGAACUGAACCCAGGCCUCUCCCGCCUCUCCCUGCGGACUCAGGCCAGCUCCCGCACUCGGAGCUCGCCGUAGUUCGGGGACGUCGGCAAACGUUACUGCGCAGGUUCUGCCCGACAGUGGUGGCCACUCAGAACUCUACCACCCUACCAUAGGUCAGGGGUCACGGAGGGUGUGGGUCAGUGUCAGGAUGUGGGUCAGGGCGCAGGGUCAGGGGUCACGGUCAGUGUCAGGGUGUGGGUCACAGCUCUCCAGUAUGCUCACACCCACAAACACCCACUCGCACACUGACUGCCUCAGAGG